This is a messenger RNA of Anopheles coustani, 1730 nucleotides long. Its product is annotated as CAAX prenyl protease 1 homolog. Gene Ontology annotation, molecular function: metalloendopeptidase activity. Gene Ontology annotation, biological process: CAAX-box protein processing. Bases 144 to 1502 code for a protein of 452 amino acids. Gene Ontology annotation, cellular component: endoplasmic reticulum membrane. The transcript is spliced from 4 exons. Lineage: Eukaryota; Metazoa; Arthropoda; Insecta; Diptera; Culicidae. The record is from RefSeq and is a predicted model, not a curated record.
UUCGUCGACACCAACCCGCUUUUCCGAUAGCACAAAUUCGCCUUUGCGGCACAAAUCCUCCGGUUUUUCCGAAUUUGUCAUCAAAAAAGGGUGGUUGACGUCGUAAAGUUCCGCCGUAGAGGAGAUUCCUUCCACCUGCAACCAUGCUGGAGUUAGAGACCCACGAGUUGACGCUCUACUCGAUUAUCCUUUUUUUGCUGCUGGAAUCCCUAAUCGACAUUUAUCUCACCUUCCGACAGCUACGUGUCUAUCAUGGCAGCAAAACGGUCCCGAAGGAGCUGCGGGAUGUAAUGGACGCGGAAACGUUUGAAAAAGCCCGUCUGUAUGGGUUGGAUAAAGCGAACUACGGCUUGUUCAAGACGAUCCUGUGCGAUGUGAUGAUAUCGCUGUUCGAGCUGUACUAUGGCUUCAUGGCUCUGGUGUGGAUGCGCUCCAUGCAGCUGUCGGAAAAGUUUGGCUUGAAUCCUCGUAGCGAGAUUCAUGUCGGGUGCCUUUUCGCCGUGUUGCUGAACAUUAUCGGCACGCUUAAGGAGAUGCCGUUUAAGAUUUACUCUACGUUCGUACUGGAAGAACGGCACGGUUUUAACAAGCAGACCGCAGGGUUCUUUGUGAAGGAUCAAAUCAAGGCGUUCGUCGUUGCGCAGGUGCUAACCAUUCCCGUGGCAGCGGUAUUCAUCUACAUCGUUCAAAUCGGUGGACAGUACUUUUUCAUCUGGCUGUGGGCGUUCGUCGGCGCCAUUUCCCUGCUUCUCAUCAUGAUCUAUCCGGUUUACAUUGCACCGCUAUUCGAUAAAUUCCGGCCACUGGAGGACGGAGUGUUGAAAACGAGCAUCACCGAGCUUUCGAAUCGUCUCAAGUUCCCACUGGGACAGCUGUUCGUCGUCGAAGGAUCCAAACGGUCGGCCCACAGUAACGCUUACUUCACCGGGCUGUUCGGUGUGAAGCGUAUCGUAUUGUUCGACACGCUGCUACUUAACAAAGGGCUUCCGGACGAUGACCCAACACUAACGGAGAGCGACAAGGGCAAGGGUUGCAAGAACGAAGAAGUGCUGGCAGUGCUUGCACACGAACUCGGCCACUGGAAGCUGGGCCAUAUUUCGAAGAACAUUGUCAUCAUGCAGGUACAGCUGUUCCUCAUCUUCCUGGUGUUUUCGCAGCUCUUUACCUACGCACCGCUGUACGAGGCGGUUGGCCUGCCGCCCGGCGAGAAACCCAUCCUUAUCGGACUGAUGGUGAUUAUGAUGUACGUGCUGGCACCGUACAACACACUGAUCUCUUUUGCGAUGACCAUCAUGUCGCGCCGGUUUGAGUACCAAGCGGACGCGUUUGCCGUUGGUCUGGGAUACGCAAAGGAGCUGGGUCAAGCUUUGAUCAAGCUGCAGGUUGAUAACUUAGGAUUCCCCGUCUACGAUUGGAUGUAUUCGUCGUGGAACCAUUCGCAUCCGACUUUGCUGCAGCGCCUCGAACGGCUCACCACUGAAGAAGGGAAGAAGAAACGAUAAGCAAUGGUUCCUGGGGGGAAUCUUUCCGGGGACGAACUGACUGUAUUCAGUCAUGUUUCAGUACUUCGUACAAACGAAGUUUUAUUGCACCAAAACAGCUCUUUUCAGGCAAUGACGGACUCUGCUUAGGAAACACAAAGUUAGCUUAAGUUAGUGUUAUUUUCACAUUUCAUCGCAGCAGUUCUUUUUGUUUCAAAUCGAAAUGGUAAAAUAAAUGUAAAGAAAAAC